AAGUGUCGGAACGAUCGAGACAUCGAGAAUCGAGACGUCAACCGUGACGAUUAAUUUUGUUGAGGUUAGGGGAUAACCACUCGAAAAAUGUUGAAACAAAUUUUCCGGCCAUACAGAAAUUUAAAUCAGAUUUUACCGGAUGGGUCAAGAGAAGCUGCUGCAAUAUAUCCCAGUGUGAUACGACAACGCAACGCACGGACGUUUUGUACUGCUACAGCUAAGAGAAAAUGGGACUUGUACAGUGCUGUCUGCUUAGAACGUCACCCAGUUAUAAUAAAGCCAAUGCAAGAAAUAGAACUGAAAUUUCACAAUAUAUUAAAAAAAAUUGAAUAUGAAAAUAGUUUAAAGUCUGAUCAUGAAUUGAAGAAAGAAAAAGAAGAGAAAUCAAAGAGCGUCCAGGAUGAUGCAGAUACAGAUAGAGAUGCCAAGGUGCAAACUCUACAAGACAUUGAGGAAAGCUAUCAAGAAGAAUUAGACAGUUUCAAGUUUGCACCAACAAUUACAGAAUUUGACGAACAAAAUAUAACAUUGUCCUUAAACCGAAAACUGGACAAAAAUUUAUUGUUAUUAGUACAACAAAAAGUGGGUAAUUCCCAUUAUUGGAUACCUCCUCAAGGUAUUCGAAAGGAAGGAGAAACCAUGAGACAAACUGCAGAGAGAGUAUUACAAGACACAUGUGGUGCAAAAAUAAAAGUAAAAUUUUAUGGAAAUGCACCUAUCGGAUUUUAUAAAUACAAAUAUCCUAAAAAACUUUGUGAGCAAGAAAGUUACGGUGCUAAAGUAUUUUAUUUUUUGGCAAAACAUAUAGAUGGAGAUGUCACCAAUGAUGUAAAAUAUCAAUGGUUGGAUCAUGAAGAAUUUAAAAAAGUGUUACCUAAUGGAGUGCAACGAAGUAUUUCACAAUUUAUGUUAUUUACUUAAAGAUUAAUAAAAAAAAUAUUAGACUAAA
Messenger RNA from Monomorium pharaonis (pharaoh ant), 949 nucleotides. RefSeq names its product 39S ribosomal protein L46, mitochondrial (gene mRpL46). The record is from RefSeq and is a predicted model, not a curated record. Gene Ontology annotation, molecular function: structural constituent of ribosome. The transcript is spliced from 4 exons. Gene Ontology annotation, cellular component: mitochondrial large ribosomal subunit. Bases 88 to 921 code for a protein of 277 amino acids. Lineage: Eukaryota; Metazoa; Arthropoda; Insecta; Hymenoptera; Formicidae.